Messenger RNA from Cornus florida, 393 nucleotides. RefSeq lists its product as uncharacterized. The transcript has a single exon. NCBI's taxonomy places the organism in Eukaryota, Viridiplantae, Streptophyta, Magnoliopsida, Cornales, Cornaceae. The record is from RefSeq and is a predicted model, not a curated record. Bases 1 to 393 code for a protein of 130 amino acids.
AUGGUGCACAAACCUUCUUUUGUGAGGAUAAUUGGCUUUAGGAUGGACCUGGCCUUCCGGGCAUCAAUGGAUUUCAUAAAGGACUCACCUAUACCCCCUAAACAGAAGCUGUUAUCCCUCACAAACAAUAACAAUUGGGAUUUCCCUCCAGCCAUGCUUCAUCAUUUUCCUGAUCUACGGCUUAUUGACCCACCAUCCCAAUCCUCGGACACCAAUGUCUGGAUCCCCUCUCCUACAGGAAAGUUCUCGCUCAGCCAUACAGUGGAAUGGCUUGCCCCACACUUUCAGCCUGAAGAAUGGCAUCAGUUAGUCUGGAAUUCCUUCUCCAUUCCGCGGUGCAAAUUUACACUCUGGCUUGCAGUUCAAAGACGCCUCUCCACUUAUGAUUGUUGA